Messenger RNA from Ostrinia furnacalis (Asian corn borer), 369 nucleotides. RefSeq names its product bombyxin C-1-like. Gene Ontology annotation, molecular function: hormone activity. The record is from RefSeq and is a predicted model, not a curated record. The transcript is spliced from 2 exons. Lineage: Eukaryota; Metazoa; Arthropoda; Insecta; Lepidoptera; Crambidae. Bases 1 to 303 code for a protein of 100 amino acids. Gene Ontology annotation, cellular component: extracellular region.
AUGAAGCUGCCUGCAGCCAUGUUCCUGAUCAUGGUCAGCUCCGUGUGGCUGCCAGUAGGUGCAAACUCUGCUCAGUACUUCUGCGGCAGGGCUCUGUCCAAUGCUUUGGCGAGUCUGUGCCGGACACACAACAUCGGCAAGAGAUCCAGCAUGGAUGUGGUUGUGAACUAUAUCCAGGAGACCGGAUGGCCCUGGUUGCCUCCACAGGCUAAGGCCUUCAAGAAGAAGAGAAACGUCUCCGGGGUGGCCACUGAAUGCUGCGAGAAACCCUGCACCUUUGACGAACUGCUCGCUUACUGUUAAAGUAUCCUCUCUCUUUUAAAAGUCCCUUUAUUAUUCCUACCUCUUAAUUUACUCAUUACUGUAAUC